Dentiscutata heterogama is the source of this 294-nucleotide messenger RNA. The record is from the annotation of a GenBank genome assembly. NCBI's taxonomy places the organism in Eukaryota, Fungi, Glomeromycota, Glomeromycetes, Diversisporales, Gigasporaceae.
ACAUUUCAUAAAAAACUAUGCAAUAGCACAUCAUCGGAAGCAUCGGCUAAUUCAGAUAGUAGAGAAGUACCUCCAGAAAAAAAAAUAUAUAGUAAACAGGAUUCAAAGUACAAGAAAGAAAAGAGUGUGAAUAAGCUUAAGCAAAAAUUAUUUGCUCCAGAGUUGUCUACACAAGAUUUAUCAAUAGAACAAAAUCAGCUAAAAGGCACAGUGCAUAUAACCGAAAUUUCCAAGAUAUUAUAUUCUAAAAAACUUACUUCUAAUAACAAAUCUAGCAUUUAUGAGGCCUUAUAA